This is a messenger RNA of Paecilomyces variotii, 1829 nucleotides long. Its product is annotated as putative monooxygenase. Gene Ontology annotation, molecular function: monooxygenase activity; FAD binding. Gene Ontology annotation, biological process: secondary metabolite biosynthetic process. Lineage: Eukaryota; Fungi; Ascomycota; Eurotiomycetes; Eurotiales; Thermoascaceae. The record is from RefSeq and is a predicted model, not a curated record. The coding region runs from base 79 to 1446 and encodes 455 amino acids. The transcript has 4 exons.
UAGAAGACAAUGUAAGUAUGAGGCUCUCUGAAUUACCGCUUCUAAACUAGUUACGUUUCCUGGAUUAUUAGAGACACAAUGUUGACAGAACGACCUUCAGAUGACCGCCAACGAGUCAUCAUCGUCGGUGCCGGACUGGGUGGCCUAGCAUGUGCGAUGGCAAUGCACCACCAGGGACUCGAGGUUCUGAUAUUCGAAAAGGUACGCGAAUUCUUCCGGUUAGGUGACAGUUUGGGACUUGGUGAAAAUGCUCUCAAAUUGUUGGAGAGAUGGGGAUUGCGGGAGCAGCUCGUCGCCAUUGGAAAUAAGAAUCCGAACAUGAAUAUCCGCAGGUGGAACGAUGGGAAAAUCCUGGUGACACAGCCGUUAAUGGACAUGGCAGGAUAUAUCGGACAUCGCGGCGACUACCAUGUCUGCUUCAUCGACCGCGUGGAAGAAUUGGGAAUGACCAUCAACAUGGGACAUGAAGUCAUCUCUUACGAUGAAGAUGCUCCUAGUAUCACACUCAAAGAUGGACGGACUUUCUAUGCUGAUCUUAUUGUCGGUGCGGAUGGGAUCAAGUCUCGGGCAAGGGAGCUUGUUCUUGGCUUCAGUGAUGCUCCAAAGAGUUCCGGUUAUGCUUGCUAUCGGGCCUUCUUGAAGGGUGAUAUCUUGAAAGAUGUUCCAGAAUGCCAACCCAUCCUGAACCGUGACUGCGUCAAUAUCUGGAUUGGAGAAGACAUGCACUUGGUGCAGAAUACACUGAGAGACGGUGGGGAGUUCAACUGGAUUAUAACUCAUAAGGACACUGAAGACAUCAAGGAAAGCUGGUUCCAGCCUGGGAACAUGAAUGAUGUCCGAAGCCUGGUCAAGGAUUGGGACCCUACAAUCACGUCCGCUAUUAAUGUUACCCCCAGUUGCCUCGACUGGAAGAUUUGUUAUCGUGCUCCUCUCCCGACAUGGGUUAGCAAGAGCGGGAAGAUCGCACUGUUAGGUGAUAGUUGUCAUCCUCACCUUCCAACUAGUGCUCAGGGUGCAUCUCAGGCGACCGAGAGUGGUGCUGUUCUAGCAUUGUGUUUGACACUAGCAGGGAAAGGAAACGUGCCGUUAGCAACAAGAGUAUAUGAGAAGCUCCGUUUUGACCGUGUUCGACAGUCGCAACUUUCGGGAGAGGACUUGCGGAAUCGAUGGCACAACGCCCUCAAACUUCUAAGGGACGGAGAACAGCUCGAUCCUGACGACAUCAAGAUUAAGAAUCGGUGGCUGUACCCCUUCGAUGCCGAAGCAGAUACCCGAGAUCCAUGGGAUGAAAUGAGUGCAAAGGUGAAAAAGGAGCUGGAAACUGGCCAUGUUACACCACUCUUUGGAGAUGACGGUCCCCCGAGAGUUCUCACAGUGCGCGAUGCUUACGGAAAGGUCAAGUCUAAUGUGACGGAGUAUUCCAUUCUACCCAGCCUGACUGUGUAGCGUGGAUCUGGAAUGGUGCUUACAGAGACUCUAACGCAGUGAUUCCUUAUAUGGUUACUCGGUAUAUCCUCUAGUGGUUUAUGUGUUAUCCUCACUGGGUUCUACUACAUUCGUUGUUCUGCCCUCAGUUACCUCAUUCUGAAGCAGAGAGGUUUUCUUAGUCUUCUGACAUUUUCGAGCACUAGGUUAAGGGAAUCUUUUAUAGUUGCAAAACCUUCUCCCGAACUGCUAGUGAAGAAAUCCUAGCGUAUUGACAUUGUACAUUUCAAUCUUGGGGCAGACCCUCCCCCGCGUCCACAAUGUAAUACAAUUUGAUACUUUCCAGCAACUCAUGUAACAGGACCCAGUAUAGUGUCUCUUUAAUAUGUGUUUGCGCCCUGAGA